Messenger RNA from Aspergillus niger, 249 nucleotides. RefSeq lists its product as uncharacterized. The transcript has 3 exons. Bases 1 to 249 code for a protein of 82 amino acids. The record is from RefSeq and is a predicted model, not a curated record. NCBI's taxonomy places the organism in Eukaryota, Fungi, Ascomycota, Eurotiomycetes, Eurotiales, Aspergillaceae.
AUGGCAAGAGAAACACCCCACUACAACAAACAGAGUUCACAGCUCCCAGAACACAACAAAUGGGAAAAUAGCCUCUGUUUUCUAGAAUACCCCAGAAUGCCAUUAGGGUUGGCAUCCGAGUCAGAGGGAGAAAAACUAUUGUCGGGGAGGAGUCCAGAAAAGGCAUUGGGUCAAGGCCACACACAGGCCAUGAUCUACACAUCUGCAUCCAUCUCACCCGCUGACCCAAAAUCUGGAAUUCCGGGUUGA